Messenger RNA from Lottia gigantea (owl limpet), 405 nucleotides. RefSeq lists its product as hypothetical. Bases 1 to 405 code for a protein of 134 amino acids. NCBI's taxonomy places the organism in Eukaryota, Metazoa, Mollusca, Gastropoda, Lottiidae. The transcript is spliced from 2 exons. The record is from RefSeq and is a predicted model, not a curated record.
AUGGCCAAAACAACUUUGGACCUUCCUGAUUGGACUGCUACUGUGGAGAUAGUUGUCGUGGACGGAGGAAUUUCCGAAAGAUCUAAUAAUGAAAGGAGCAAGAAAAAGAAUGAGGAGAGUGGGAAAGAGAAUGAGGAGAGUAAGAAAGAUGAGGAGAGUAAGAAAGAGAAUGAGGAGAGUAAGAAAGAGAAUGAGGAGAGUAAGAAAGAGAAUGAGGAGAGUAAGAAAGAGAAUGAGGAGAGUAAGAAAGAGAAUGAGGAGAGUAAGAAAGAGAAUGAGGAGAGUAAGAAAGAGAAUGAGGAGAGUAAGAAAGAGAAUGAGGAGAGUAAGAAAGAUGAGGAGAGUAAGAAAGAGAAUGAGGAGAGUAAGAAAGAGAAUGAGGAGAGUGGGAAAAGGAACAGAUAA